AUGGGGUCUGCAUCAAAGAGGUCGAAAAAAUCACAAGAAACUGAGAGUGAGUCUGAAGAUUUUGAAGACAUGCACGAUUUGGAAGUUUCGACUGAGGAAGAGGAAUACUUCAGCGUCGAAGAUGGCAAUUCAGGAGAUGAUGAAGAAGUAGAGGAGGAUGAGGAGGAUGAGGAGGAGGAUGAAGUAGACGAGGAAGAUGGAGAGGAGGAGGACGGAGAUUGGAGUGACGAAGAAGAAGCAGGUGGUGUGCAAAAUGAUGACCAAAAAGAUGCAGAGAUGGAGGAACUUGAGAAAGAAUAUAUGCAUCUUCGUCACCAGGAGCAAGACAUUUUGAAGAAUUUGAAGCAACAUAAGGAUGAAGAUCUUCUUAAAGGCCAAGCAGUGAAGAAUCAAAGGGCUUUAUGGGACAAAAGUCUUGAGCUUAGAUUUUUGCUUCAAAAGGCAUUCUCCAACUCAAAUAGAUUGCCAAAGGAGCCAGUUAAGUCUUCAUUCUGUAAAUUAGAUAAGGAUGUUGAGGUGGCAUAUUCAGAUUUGAUCACAUCGUCAAAGAAUACUUUAAAUUCUUUAUUGGAACUACAAGAGGCUUUACUUGAAAAUAAUAAGCAUAUCGUCCAAGCUACCGAUGGCCAUCCUGGAGUAUUGGCUAAUCGUUUGGAGUCUUCCAAAACCGUAGAUGCUCAAAAUGAUAAUGAUGAAGAUUGGUCCCAAGUUGCUCAGAUGCAUCAAAGGAUAGGAGCUUUCAGAGACAAGUCAAUUGACAAAUGGCAUAGGAAAACACAAGUUACAACAGGUGCUGCAGCUAUUAAAGGAAAAUUGCAGGCCUUUAAUCAGAAUAUUAGUGAACAAGUAGCUUCAUAUAUGAGAGAUCCAAGUAGGAUGCUUAAUCAGAUGCAGCUAAGGAGAUCAACUGUGCAUGUAUUUGGGACGGUUCUUACCGAAGCCGAGAGCAAGGAGCAGGAAGCACAAGCUGAAGGAGGAGAUCCUGAACUUCUGGAGGACUCUGAAUUCUAUCAGCAAUUAUUGAAGGAAUUCUUUGAGACGAUUGAUCCAAAUUCAUCUGAGACGGCGUUUUAUGCAUUGAAAAAGAUGCAAACGAAGAAGAGAAAGAUAGUCGAUCGGCGAGCCUCGAAGAGUCGUAAGAUAAGAUACAAUAUCCACGAAAAGAUAGUGAACUUCAUGGCUCCUAUGCCUGUGGAUCUUCACCAAGCCACUCCCAAACUAGUCAACAACAUUUUUGGUUUGAAACAACACAAGUCGGCUACUACCACUGCUGUUUAGCGCAUCUGUUCCGCCCUACAUUUUUGUACUUUUUUCAUUUUACUUUUUUAUUCAGCUCCUUAGUUCUUUACACUACAAUUACGAAGUUCAUGAGUAUGUUAUAAACGUUUUCGUUCGAGUUAGAAAGUUUUGUUCACCUCUAAUCUAAUGCGUGGAAAUAACAAUAUUAUACAUCUUUGUCUA
Messenger RNA from Cucurbita pepo subsp. pepo (vegetable marrow), 1461 nucleotides. Its product is annotated as rRNA processing protein-like protein. NCBI's taxonomy places the organism in Eukaryota, Viridiplantae, Streptophyta, Magnoliopsida, Cucurbitales, Cucurbitaceae. Gene Ontology annotation, cellular component: nucleus; nucleolus. The record is from RefSeq and is a predicted model, not a curated record.